UCAGAGUUUGACUUACACACUGAAAACUUCACAGUUCCCAGUACAUUAUUUUUUGCAUAAAAGAGUUACAGAGUAUUCUGAAAGCUGCCACUAUGUUGUUAAAGAAAAUUAGCUUUCUGGUUUUAGGUAUUCUUGGAGCAUGCACAGGCUUAACUGAAGAACUUCAGAUUUUGCUACAGCCAGAGAUCAACAGCGAUGCUGGAAGCUCUGUUCAUUUCUUAGUGACACUCAAACUGAAUACAAAUGACAGUAUUUUCAAAACUGUGUGGUUCUACAGGGACACUCCUUCUACCAGGUGGAUCCAUUUGGUACACUUCCUUCCAGGACAGCUAACUAUGAAUACAGAUACCAAGUUUAGAACCCGAAUGGAGUUUUUUACUGAAAAUCAAACAUUAUUUAUCAGAGACCUCCAACUACAGGACUCAGGUUUUUACAAAAUAACAGUCGACACACAUCAAGGAGAAAACCAGGAAAAAGAAACAUACUUGAAAAUCUACGAAUCUCUUCUAGAACCUGUGAUCACCGAGAGCAAUGUUAUCCAACUCAACUGCUCAGCAAAACAGGCAGAAGUCAGUGUUUAUUGGACAAAGGCUGGAAUAAAGUUGCAGGGUGCAAGUCAACAAUAUCAUCUUCUGACAAUACCAGCUGUUGCAAAUGAAGACCAUGAUACGUACAAAUGCAUUGCCGAAAAUUUGUCUGGUAAAAAGGCUGAAGUUCAACGAGCAUCGGUAUCUGAAAUCUCAAAUGUUUAUCGUCAGUCAGCUCACUUUGAGGGUACUGAUUCAAAUCAGGUUGCUUUUACAGCAGCCAUUUUUAUUGGAGGCCUUCUUUUGGGAAUAUUACUGGCAUCUCUUGGAGCUGUUUUAUAUACGAAAACAAGAAAGGUGAAUCAUGCAGCCACUGGGAAUGCUGGAGAUUUGUAUGUACCAAUGGGAAGUGUCAAGCAUGCAUCUAUAAAUGAUGAAAAUCCAUAUAUGUUAAACCCAAUGUAACCAAAUUAAACCUGAGGAAUGCUACGAGGUGAGGUCAAGUUACCAAUUCUGCACAGAUAUAAUCGACCGUUUUUGCACUUUUUUCUGCGUUGAUAAAGUUACUGUUGGAGUAAAAGUGAAGUUGUGCAGAGAUGCUUAAGGAAACCAGUCCACAUAUGAGCACAUGACUGGUGACACUGUUUGUCUUAUGGCGGUAUAUGUAGGUUCAAAUCCUGCUGCUUUGCUAUACAGGUGCUUCACUUAAGAGCUACACUUGGAAGACAGACUCCAUGAAAGAACUACUGGAAAGCAAAGAAUAACAUUUGUGAAAAUGUUAACAUUCUCCCUAUAUGGUAACUUAACUAGUUCAGACAACCGGGAGAAGAAAGGCAACGCACAGAACUUGGUAAAUAUAAUUUCAUCGGAAAACUUAUUUCAGCAAAUGUCACGAUUAUUCAGGACUGCUAUGUUUUGCAACUAUAUGGUACACUGUUUGCUAUGAAGAAGAAACAGUGUUGAUUAAUUACUAGAUAAACCUUUUAAUUUUCUACUUCAUACUCACUGGACUAUACUGUGUAGUGGAUACUUAUUUACCCACAAGCUUGGCAUUUUGGAAACACCAUGCCAUACUAUAGAUUAGACUGAUGCAGAUUUUCUUGUGAUCACCUCUAUAUUGUAAUUUCAUGGAAUUUUUUAUGAUGCAGAAAUGAAGGUAUUAUGUAUAGUUGUGUGAACAAACUUGUACUUUCUACUGAAUUUUCAAUAUAUAAAAUGUACUGUAUGUAACAUCAAAGGAACACCUAUGCAGUAUUUUCAAAAUUGUAUAUAAGCCACAUUUAAAUGUUAAGCAUCUUAGCUCUGUACAUGGCUUGCAAAUGAAGUAAAUGUAACUUUAUCCUUUGACAGAAUGUUUUCAUGACCCUUAGGGUGCAAUAUAUUUCAAAGUUUCUCUCAGAAUUAGUAUCCAAAAAAGAGUUUUUAAACAAAAAAAAUCUUUAUUGAGUUAUCAUAUUAUGACAAAACAUAUACAUUUAUAUAAAUGAAAACAAAUCAUACUGGCAUUUUCAGUUGCAAACAUUAUACAUCACAUAUAUUGUUCUACACAGUCAUUGUCAAUUGAAUAUUACAUAGCUCAUUCAAUUCCUGCCUUCCCUUAAACCUCAUUCCUCCCCAAACUAUUCUACAUGUAUUGCUCCCGCAAUUUUCAUUUUUCCAUGUAAUUUCCUCCUACCGUUUUCUAAGAUCCCACUUCCAUUUCUUUUAUCUCUGUUACUAUA
Protopterus annectens (West African lungfish) is the source of this 2248-nucleotide messenger RNA. Its product is annotated as carcinoembryonic antigen-related cell adhesion molecule 21-like. Gene Ontology annotation, cellular component: external side of plasma membrane. Gene Ontology annotation, biological process: T cell activation. The record is from RefSeq and is a predicted model, not a curated record. NCBI's taxonomy places the organism in Eukaryota, Metazoa, Chordata, Ceratodontiformes, Protopteridae. Bases 93 to 992 code for a protein of 299 amino acids. The transcript has 6 exons.